AGGAGUCUCUCAUCAAAUACCUUGUCCUAACGUGAGUGAAUGUGUGCAUGGUUGUACGUGUGUAGGUAACCGGGAAGGUUUCUGACUAUCUGACCUCACCCUUGCUGGAGCAGUAUAUUUAACCUUUGGCCACCAUGGGUAGGACACCCCACAGAGACCAAAGAGAUGAAAAAAAGGAGAGGAGAAGCGGCGUCACGGCAGGCUCAGCUCUGGACAAAUCUAAUGAACCAUUCAGUUGGGAGGAGUACCUAAAGGAGACAUCGUCUGUUGCCGCCUCACCAAAUUGCUUCAGACAGGCCAGGUUGCCUCCUUCCAAUGACUUCAAGGCAGGGAUGAAACUUGAGGCUCGUGACCCCCGCAACUCUAACUCUGUGUGUAUUGCAACGGUAAUGGGCAUGAUGGGAACUCGUCUGCGCCUGCGUCUGGAUGGCAGUGACAAUACCAAUGACUUCUGGCGACUAGUUGACUCAUCCGACAUCCAACCGAUUGGGACCUGUGAGAGAAACGGAGAUAUGUUACAACCACCCUUGGGUUUCAGGAUGAACGCCUCUUCCUGGCCUAUGUUCCUCUUGAGGACACUGAGUGGAGCAGAGAUGGCCCCUGCCUGCGCUUUUAAAAAGGAACCAGCCAGUCCUGCUAAAAACCACUUCCAACCUGGUAUGAAGCUGGAGGCAGUAGACAGGAAAAACCCCUACCUUAUCUGUCCGGCCACAGUGGGAGAGGUCAGAGGUCAGGAGAUUUUUGUCAUGUUUGACGGCUGGCGGGGCGCUUUUGACUAUUGGUGCCCCUUCGACUCCAGAGACAUUUUUCCUGUUGGCUGGUGUUCCCUGACCAAACACAGCCUGCAACCACCUGGAAACUUCUUUACACUCCCUGGUGCACUCCUUGCCCCCAUCUCCUCCUCAUCGACCUCACUUCCCACGCGACGCUCCUCUUCCACCUCCUCCUCCAUGCAGACCUCAUACCGCCUCCCCAACCCUUUGCCCCCGCUCCCCGUACGCAAAGGAGUCCGGGGUCGUCGGCCCAAAUCGCAGACCAUUGCCUUAUUGAAAGCUGCGGCUGAGGCUGCAGCAGCAGCAGCAGUAAAUGGGGCAUCACAGAGUCCUGCCCGAAUCAGCUCUGGGGCCCAACUGGCCCCCAGACCACACAAGAAGAGAGGGCCCAAACCUGGAAGCAAGAGGAAACCGCGGAUGACACAAUCCUUGGGUACAUCAUCAGUUACAACCUCUCCCCCGGAGACCAGGCUGAGCUUCAGCCAUACCACAGCAGACAAUAACCACAGCAAUGGCCCAAACGUAGUUUGCACAGUUUGCGUCUAUGUGAACAAGCACGGUGAGUAUGGCCCUCAUCUGGAUCGUAAACUAGUGCAGCAGCUCCCAGACCACUUCGGCCCAGCACCGGUCAAUGCCGUGCUCCAGCAGUCUGUCCAGGCUUGUGUGGACUGCACCUACCAGCCCUCAGUGCUCCUGCCUUUCCUACAGAGCCAGGGCCACACAGGGGGAGAGGUCAUUAGAGUGCGGUCAGAACAUGGUAUCCGUUACAUGAAGCUGCCCUCUGCCUCCAGUGCCUCCUCUGUGCUUCGGUUCUUAGAGACGAUGUGCCAGCAUCUCCAGAGUGACAGCUUGUUCAGCUCCCAGCCAUUCAGUCCAUACAGUAAUACACAUCUCUAUGAGAGGACCAAGACAGAACCACUGCCCCAUGGUGAGAAUGGCCUUUCCAAUGAGGACUCCAAAACUGACCAGAUCCACAGUGCCCGCUCCCUACGUACCACAUCAGACUCCCGUGUGUCACAGACAGAGCGGCCAUAUUACUCGGGACACACACGCACAUUCCCAACUGCACGAGCAGUCAACCCCAACCCAUCAGAAAUGCGCUCAAUACGCACACACCGACGAGUGGAGGCCGCGAGCUCAACAACAGGCCCAGAUCAUGUGACACAGGACAGAGAAGGUUCAGGCCAUGUCGCCUCUUCCUGGUCAGUUGAUGAUGUCAUACGAUUUGUGCAAGGGGCUGAUCCACAAACCCUUGGCCCACACGUCGAACUGUUCAGGAAACAUGAGAUUGAUGGCAAGGCUCUGAUGCUGCUGCGGAGUGAUGUCAUCAUGAAGUACAUGGGAUUGAAGCUGGGCCCAGCGCUCAAACUAUGUCACCAUAUUGAAAAGUUGAAACAGACUAAACAAUAGGGGAUGACCAUACAUUGCCAACCCACCCCCAUUCAACACACACAUGCACACAAACACACUGUGGGGGAUUGCAGCUCAUCCAACCUGGCUGUUCAAGUGCUGGUAUCAGUGGCUAGGGUACCCCACCAUCAGAGAAUUUCACGACAGAUGCGUAU
Molecule: messenger RNA, 2338 nt
Organism: Lampris incognitus (smalleye Pacific opah)
Lineage: Eukaryota; Metazoa; Chordata; Actinopteri; Lampriformes; Lampridae
Gene: scml2
Product: Scm polycomb group protein like 2
Exons: 14
Coding region: 135-2183 (682 amino acids)
Biological process (GO): regulation of DNA-templated transcription
Cellular component (GO): nucleus
Molecular function (GO): protein binding
Source: RefSeq, a predicted model, not a curated record